Messenger RNA from Micropterus dolomieu (smallmouth bass), 969 nucleotides. It is a transcript of the gene spryd4, whose product is annotated as SPRY domain containing 4. Gene Ontology annotation, molecular function: protein binding. The record is from RefSeq and is a predicted model, not a curated record. The coding region runs from base 23 to 697 and encodes 224 amino acids. Lineage: Eukaryota; Metazoa; Chordata; Actinopteri; Centrarchiformes; Centrarchidae. The transcript has 2 exons.
AGAAGCAGCAGCAGUGAAAAACAUGGCGAUUCCCGCAUGUGCAGCUCGUGUUUGUCGCCUGGCAGGAUGGACUGUGACCUCCCUGUCAGUCAGACACAAGCGGGCGGUCAGUUUGCCAGCGAGGAGGUGCUACAUAUCCACCUCGACGGGGAACAAUCUUCAGUUCAGGCUUGAUGAGCGAACGGCUCACAGCAGUCUAGACCUCUUCAAGAAAGACACUGCCGUCAUCUACCGCAUGCUGGGUCUGGACCCCAGCCAUGCACAAGACACCCCUGAGCGUUUCCGUUACUGGGCCGUUGUGUUUGGCGACAAGAAGAUCAGCAGCGGACGGCACUACUGGGAGGUGACUGUCAAAAAGUCUCAAGAGUUUCGUCUGGGUGUGGCUGAGGCACUAAUGUCCCGAGAUGACUGCGUGGGCACCAACAGCUCCUCCUGGGUGUUCGGCUACGCUCAGCGCAAGUGGUUUACCAUGACCAGCAAUAAGAUAGUUCCCUUGAUGGUGGUGGGCAAGCCGGACCGCGUAGGCAUCCUGCUCGACUACGAAGCAGGCCUUUUGGGGCUGGUAGACAUCGAAAAACCCGCGAUCAUUCACACCAUCAGUGUCCAGUUCAAGGGUCCCCUCUGCCCCGCGUUUGGUAUUUGGGACGGGGAGCUGCUCACACACUCUGGCCUGGAGGAACCUGAAGGCCUGAAGUGAAGCAGGAUGAACUAUGAUUGUGACGGCCGUUAUAAGCUUGCGUUUGGCAAGAUGGCAACAUUUAUCACAACAGUGCAAGGAACAAAAGCAAUAUCAUUGUGUGAAUCAUUUACAGUUUAAUUGCAGGUGAUGGUCGAUUUGACCGUGGUCCAGUUGGUUCAUAAUCAUGACUCUUAACAAUGCAAGUUUUGUGUAUAUCGUCCAGCCUCAGGCAAUCAUCAGAAGCUUUUUGUGUGUGUACCUACCUCUCAGAUUAAAUGAUGUGAAAAGGA